UCCCAUAUGUCAGAACAAAUAGUAACACGCCCAUCAAAGUUUGCAAAAAAAAUUUGUAACCUUGCCUUUUCCGCAUUAUAAAGCCUUAUUAUUUCUUUCUUAACAGUUUUGCGACUAUAAUUUCUAAAUUGAGGAUUUAAACUACCUUGUGCAUAAUCUCUUAAAGCAAGACUUUCAGAAAACAAAUAAGGCAAAUUUUCUUCACAAAUUAAGUUAACCAUACCAGUCAAAUUUUGUGCAUCAUUGUAGGAGAAAUUACCAAAAGAUUGAGAAUUCGCAAACCUCGAUAUUUGAGUUUGCUUCCCCGUUCCGCCGCCUAAUUUUGCAUACUCACGGGGUGCUUUGCCUUAAGAUGCCUUGCGGCGGAUCCGUAUCCGCCGGAGGUUCCCAAACUAUAAUUGAAGAGAUUAAAAUCAGGUAAGUCUGCUUGCAGUUUUCCAAGUAUGUAUAAGCUUGCAUUAUUAUAUAUAUUGUGUGAUAUUCCUUUUGUUUUGAAUCCAGAAUUACUAGGCAAAGAUAACCGGAAGGAAAAUGUAAAGGAAUAUUGGAAGAAAAAAACAUGUGUGAUAUAAAACAGAGGCAAAGAGCCCUAAAAGACAAUAGCUUUUGCUUUUGAUAUCUGUUAGUACUCUAUUAUAUUUAUUUAUGUUUAUUCAAUAAAGGUUAGGGUUAAGCAAAUUUUCAUUAAUAAUAAUUAUAUUUCAUUUUCCUUUGUAUUUUCCAAGUUAAAACUAAUUGUAUACAAUAACAUUCCUUCGAGUCUAAUUUACUGUAAGCAAGAAGCUGCUUGUAUUUACUCUAAUUUUAUGUCGUAUUUUUCUUUUGAAACCAUAGUCCAGGAAUUAUGUUAUUAAUAUUCACCAAAGCUAGUUGCUAUGUUCCUCUAAAGAUUCUCUCCAUUGAGGACGGGACUGUCCUAAAAUCUUUCAACCAUCUGCUUCAUCGUAAUAAGAAGGUUGACUUCAUUGAACAGUUCAAUGAAAAACUACUUGUCAAGCAAGAAAAUGAGAAUCUUCAAAUUCUGGAUGUGAGUGAUCUUACUGUCACAACCUUAUCUCAUCCACCAAUAUAUCGACGAAUCUAAUGUUCAAUUUGAAGUUCAUUUGUGAUUUGGUCCCUUGGCUAUACACUAUUACUUAGUUUGGUCGUUCGCUUACUUUCUUCUGGAAUCAAUUUAUUUUCGACUAAUAAUAUUUUGGCAGGAUAUAAUCUCAUGUGUAUUUCUUUGUAAAUUAGAGGGGUACUGUUGUUCGUGAGGACUAAAAUGGACCCAUAUUACACAGUUGGUCAAAUUGAGUCUGAAAAUUGGGUCGUAUUUUUGUGAGCUCUGAAAAGAUAAAAAAAAAACUUCUUUCUUUAGAACCAAAUAUGUAUGAUAGACUAAAAUUUGGUUCAGUUAUGCCAUUGAGGAGGCCUGAAAUUGGUCUAAAUUCAGUUAAGCGACAUAGUUACUCUUUAUUUAUUAUCAUAAGUAUGUUUCGGAACUUAAUUGGGUCCAAUUUACUUAGGUGAGGCCCAAACUGGUUCCUAAACCCAGUCUAUGUUUUCAGGACAAACAAAAAUACCCUUCUUGUUUACGGCGAAAUAUAUAUGAGGACUAAAUUGGGUUCAAAAUUCGAGUUGAGAACCAAUUUAGUCCAAUAAAUAGUUGAUGACCAAAUCCAGUGAUAGUGUGUAGUCAAAGGACCAAGUCAAGCAUUAACUUAAAUUAUAUAUUAUCUUUAGGUUCGCAAUUCUGAGUUGACAAAGGUCAGUAGGACCGAGUUCAUGACGCCAUCGGCUUUCAUAUUUCUUUAUGAGAACCAGCUAUUCUUGACAUUCAGAAACAGGACGGUUGCCGUUUGGAACUUCCGUGGGGAGUUGGUAACAUCAUUCGAGGAUCACCUUUUAUGGCAUCCCGAUUGUAAUACUAACAACAUUUACAUCACUAGUGACCACGAUCUAAUCAUAUCAUACUGCAAAGCUGAUUCUGAUGACCCUCUAUCUGAAGGAACUGCUGGUUCCAUCAACAUCAGUAAUAUUUUGACAGGAAAAUGCCUUUCUAAAGUCAAAGCGACCAAUGCUAUUACUCGUAGCAGUUGCAAUUGUAGCACCGGUUGUGGGGCCAGAAGCUGCAAGUCCAAACGUGUCCAAACAUCUAGAAUUAGGAGCAGUGUAUCAGAAGCUCUAGAUGACAU
Messenger RNA from Cuscuta epithymum, 2177 nucleotides. The record is from the annotation of a GenBank genome assembly. NCBI's taxonomy places the organism in Eukaryota, Viridiplantae, Streptophyta, Magnoliopsida, Solanales, Convolvulaceae.